AUGGAUACCCUCAAUCACCUCAUCCUCAGAGAAGCUCCCCCUCUAGACCCGGCAUGGCUCCAGCACGAGGAAAAGGCAAACCUCAAAGCCCCAAAGAAGGUCUACGCUUCACCCCUCGACCGCCAACCCGUCUACGCGGAAGAAUGCCGGCGCUUGAACGCCAGCAUGCUCGCCCCCGGCGCGCCAUACCACCACCUCUCCCACAUCUGCACGCAACACCUCAAUGCCACAUCGACCAUGGACCAGUCCCCCAUCCCCGUCCUCCGAUUCCACGACCCUGCCCUGGAGAACGAGCAAGUCGCCGUAGUAUACUUCCACGGUGGCGGCCUCACCGUCGGCGAAGCGGACAGCGAGGAGCUCUGCUGCAGACGAAUCGCAGCUGCAAUCCCUGGCGCAGCUGUGUACUCCGUCGGAUACAGACUCAUGCCGGCGCAUCCGGCCUCGACCUGCGUCCAAGACGCGAUGGACGCCUUCUCGUUCGUUAGACGUCUGCGCCCCGGUAAGACCCUGCUCGUCGGAUCUUCAAGCGGCGGACAACUGGCCGCGACGGUAUCCCAGCUCGCGCCCCCCGGAAGCUUCGACGGCGUCGUGCUCCGGUGCCCCGUGACCUCCGACGGGGGCAGCUCGCUGGACUUCGUCCCGUCCGGGCUAUGCCACGCGUAUACCUCGGCGACCCCGUCCUUCGAGACAACCUUACUGGGUAUAUUUCGCAGGGCCGUGCCGAGGGACGGGUUGGCCUCGUUGCCGUUAGAAACCGAAGUCGAGGCGGUCAGGAGCUUGGGGAUGCCGAGGGUCUGGGUGCAGGUUUGCAGCAACGACGUGCUGUACUCUGACGGGGUUUGCUAUGCCAUGCUGCUGAGGGAGGCCGGGGUCGAGGUCGGGGUUGAGGUUUUGAGGGGGUGGCCGCAUACGUUUUGGCUGAAGGCGCCGGGGCUGGAGGGGGCGAGGGAGGCGGAGGACGGGAUGGUUCGGGGGUUGAAGUGGGUUUUGGGGGAUGUGUAG
Messenger RNA from Colletotrichum karsti, 1002 nucleotides. RefSeq lists its product as uncharacterized. The transcript has a single exon. Gene Ontology annotation, molecular function: hydrolase activity. The record is from RefSeq and is a predicted model, not a curated record. Lineage: Eukaryota; Fungi; Ascomycota; Sordariomycetes; Glomerellales; Glomerellaceae. The coding region runs from base 1 to 1002 and encodes 333 amino acids.